Molecule: messenger RNA, 5936 nt
Organism: Monodelphis domestica (gray short-tailed opossum)
Lineage: Eukaryota; Metazoa; Chordata; Mammalia; Didelphimorphia; Didelphidae
Biological process (GO): regulation of DNA-templated transcription
Molecular function (GO): RNA polymerase II cis-regulatory region sequence-specific DNA binding; DNA-binding transcription factor activity, RNA polymerase II-specific
Source: RefSeq, a predicted model, not a curated record
CUCAGAGCCCGCCCCCAAGCCAGCCCCGCCCCCUGCCCAGGCCACACCCCCAGAUGGAGCCCGUUUAGCCACACCGACACGGGCCCCGCCCCAGGCGAGAGAAUUUCCUCCCUCUUUCUCUGCUGUUCCUCCAGGCUGAGUGCUCCUAUGCUGGGGUUUCUUACCCUGCCCCUCCCCCAGCCUCCACCGCGCCGUCUUCCGAGUGCUGUCUUCCGGCGCGCUGUCCCGGCCUCUGCCGGUGGGGAGGGUGCCAGAGAGGCUAAUUGUACCCUGGUAGCCUCGACUCCUCCCGCUGUGGGCAAAGCGGGGCCCCCUCAGCCUCUUCCCAGGACCCGCCUUCUGGCCCCUGUUCCUUUCCGCGGCAGAAUCCCCGUGACCCGACGGGGCUGUGCCGGCCUGGCUUCCUCUCGGGGGAGCUCGUCUUCCGGAAGCUCCCAGCCUGGCCCCGGGCCCCGAGGGAAGCCGAGGCCGCCCAGUCCCCCCGAGCUCCCAGGAGGGAGCUGGGAGAGCCGGCUCGCCAGAAGGACCCUCUCCGGGUUUCUGGGCUUCUCUUCUGGGACUGAGGCCUCUCCCAGCCCCUUUGCCGGCCCCCUGGGGCGCCCGUCCCCGCUUUCUCCGGUCCUCCUCCCUCAGGCGGGGGAGGAGAGCCUGAGCUCUUCGGUUCUGCGGGCAUCCCCAGGCACGGGCUCCCCCCAGCCCCAGGGUGUCCCAGGCUCCGAGGCCUGUCCCGGGGCCUGCCUUGGUGGCUCUGUUUUUCUGGGGGCCGGGCCUGGGGGGCCUGCAGGAAAGAGCUCCUCCUGGGCUCUUGGGGGCUGGCAGGCCUCGGAGGGCCCCCAGAGGGUGCUGGACCCCCCCUGCUGCCUCCUCCGAUGGGCCUCCCUUUCAGGCUCCCUCUCAGCUCAGCCUGGUCGGGCCCAAAGCCUGGAAGGAGAGUCUGGAGUCCAGGGAAGGGCCUGGGGGGCCCCCAACGCCCCCAUCCCAGGGGAGGGCAGGCCAUGCCCAGCCCAGGCCUGUGUAUUCUCCCCUCCUGAGCCCCAGAGACAGCAGAGAGGAAUUCAGAGCAGCAGCCCCAGGCCUGAGGCCAGCAAGGGAAGAAUCCUCCAGGGAGAGAAGCCCUUCCAGGCCUUUUAGCCCCUCAGGGCCUGCUAGAGCUCAAGGCCUGGAGUCAGGGAGGCCUGAGAUCUCCCCCUGCAGGACCCUGGUGCUUGCCUCAGUUUCCUCUCCUGUCCAGUGGGCUGCAGGAGGGGAGGGCAAAGCCUCCCAGCCUCUGCCCAGAAAGCCCCAAAGGAGGGGAGAAGCAGCCAGGCCUGAGCAGCCUGAGCCCAGCCGCCCUGAGACACACAGACACCCCCAGACUGUCCUCUGUCCAUCAGGGCUCAGAGCCUGGGCUCAGGGGCUGCUGCUGCCUUCUGUGGCUUCCCAAAGGGCAGGAGGGGGUUCCUAGGCCUUCCCCAGCCAUCUAAAGGGUCUCUGGGCCUUGUGGACUGGGGGAGGGGCUCAAGGAGACAAGUCCAUGGGACAAUCAGGGGGGGCUGAUCCUCCAGGUCUGAUGUUUUGGGUUUGGAGUCCAGGGCCCAAGGACAAAGGAAUUUCCCUAAUAAUAGUUUGCCUGGGUUUCUGGGGCUGCCAUGCCCCUGCCAAAGGAGACCCUCCUCAGCAUCCCAGAGCCUCAGAAGACCCCGAGGAAGCAUCUGCUUCCCCCCAGAUCCUCUCUGGACCACCUUCCCCACAGCCCCUGGGCUCAGGCUCUUAUUCUCUGGUUCUCACAAUGGGGGAAACUGAGGUAAAGGCUGGGAAAGGUUCUUGGCCAGGCUUCCCCUGCUGGACAGUGUCUGAGGCCAGGUUUGAGUACAGAUCUUGGGGGUUCCAUGCCCGGAGGUCAGCCCCUGAGUCACCCCAUUCCUCCACCUAGGGAGAGUUUUGGCCCCUCCUUUGGGGAGCCUCUGGGGUCUCCCCAAAGCAGGAGUAGCAGGAUGAUCAGAGAGAUUCCUGAAGGAGGGGAACCUGUGGGAAGGGGUCUGGGUUGUCAGUUGCUGCCCUCUGCCUCAGUUUCCUUUUCUGUCAGUGUUUUAGGGUACUAAAGUUGAACCGCUGGGGUUCAGGAGGGAUAUCCUUUGCAAGAAUGCAAGCGCCGAAACUUAGCUUAAAAACAAAAGGAGAAAUUUAUUAAUUUAGAAAGUAAUGUUGCGCAUGGCCAGGAGGGUAGCAGGGUGGGCUGCCAGAGCGGGAGCCGUUCCUUGGGAGGACAUCAGUUCUGGGGAUUUGAGACUCUACAACAGUGUAGAAGGGCUGCCGAGUCAUGGUGACCCCAGUGAGGUAAACACUCAGGGCUCUGCCUGGAGACAUUGGGGUCGCCCUCACAGUGUAGGGGGCAGAUGGAUGUCUGAGACACAGUCUGACGGAGGCGAGGUGCAGCCUGGAGGUGCUUCUCUCUGCCCAUCUCAAAUCUAAAGGAGGGUCCAAGGAGGAGAGUCCUCUCAGGAGUUGUCAGAUGCUCUGGGUUAGGAGUCACGAGGACAGAAGGGAGCCAAGGACUGCCCUGCUUACACUUCGCCUGAGUUUGGGGCUACGAUGCCCAUGCCAUCAGAAGGGGGGAUCCUAGCGCCCCCUCCGCAGGCCCUGGGGAGCAGAGACCCAUGGGUUGAUCAGCCAGUCAAGAGACACUUAUUAGGCACCUGCUGUGUGCCAGGCUGCAUCCUGAGGCAGAUUCUGGGCUAAGAAAAAAGCAGCCGGCAGGGCAGGAAGACGAAAUGAGGGUGGGAGAAAAGGGCUGCAGCCCCCAGGAUGGGGCACAAUACAUAUAUAUACCCCUCCCCCACCAGCCCUCUACACCCAGGCGCCCAGGUAGGACGACUCCAUUUCCCAGAAUGCCCCUGUCAUGACAUCAUGCAAGCCCUAGCCCUCCUCAGUAGAUGACUCCAUUUCCCAGAAUGCUGGUUCCCUGACUCCUCCCUAUUUUUGGCUCCUCCCUGUGGCAGCCUCGGGGCAUGCUGAGAACUUCAUUUGAGUGGUCUCAGCUCCCGGAAGGUGUAUCGCUGCUUCUUGGACCUUUGCUAGCGCACACAGAGGAAGUCUCUCCCCCUCAGGCUGCCACCCCCUGAAGGACCCCCGUGUGGCCCCGCAGAGAGCCCGCAGCCAGAGGAAUGGCCCCCGGGACCCCGAGGCCCCCCUCCCAGGCAAAUGAUUUCCAGCUCAUGAAAACAAACACUUGACACACUUGGAGAAGGUCCUGCAGAAGUUUUCUCCUCUGAGAAGGAAUAGAAAGCACCCGGGCACAGCCAGAGACCACCCAACUCUGGUGGGGGCACAAGACCAGCCCUGUGGGCCUCUCUCUGUGACUGUGCUCUUGGCUCACUAGAAAUUGUAAAGAAAAGGACAGGAACCACACUACACCCUGACAAGACCAGACCACACAAAAUAGCCCACGAGAAACAUCACCCUCCUGAGAUGGGGCACAGCUCAGCUCAACGUGGGUCUUUAAUGGGGAGUCCGAAAACAAAGAGCCCUAAAAGAAAAGCUGCUGAGCAUCUCCAGAACUUCUUCCUGAGGGAUCUCAGAAUCCUGAAUCCUUCCCUUAAUCUCCUCACAUUGACAAACUACAAAGAAAUGUCCCGGCCAUAAUUCCGAGCUGAAGAUCCAAACCUAAUUGUGGUCAGUGACAGCUGGAGAUGUCACUCCACCCAGCAAAGGUCCCAUAGAGGCGUCCAGCACUGUGUUCUGUGGGUUUCUGACAGAUAAGCAGCAGAAGGUACGGAGGAUGUUAAGGAACACGCAGUGUGUUUGGUAACAAAGGUUUGGAGCCUUUGACUCAAAGUCCCAACUUCAGAGGAGAGAAUUUCCCGAAUCCUCCAGAACUUUCCUACCACUUGGGUCACAGGAACCUUUCUGGGCCACAAUGGUUUGGGCAGCUUCUAGUUGGCCUCAAUCUUCAAAGGAUCCAACAGGACCUGAACAUGCCCAGUUUGCUUUCCUGGGAUCUCCUCAGGGCAGCUGUAGACUCCCCAGUCCCAGUGAGCCCAGCUGCUCUGCUUGGCUCUCAGCUUCCCUAGAUAACUGCCCAGACCUAAAGCUUUUAUUCUUCCCACAGAAAGUCUUCAGUAUCAUUCAUUGCUGUAAUACGCUGAUGACCCACCAAACUGCAUCCCUCCCGAUACUGUGGCCGGCAUUCUAUUAUACUUGAUAUCUUGUACACGAUUAAUGGAAUAACCGGGUCUAACUCUUUAACUGUCCCUGCAGUUACUUAUCUAAAGGAUUCUGGGUGAUCCCUUGUUUCCGGAUCGAUCGUAUAAAGGCCAUAAAACAAUUUUCCCUUCAAUAUGUAUGAAAUAAAUUGUAGGAAGUCAAACAAAAGGUGGGUCAAAAAAGGUUUCUUGCAGCAGAUGAGAUUAUCAUCCAGACCUGAAGGAAUCCAGCACUGAGGAGGCAGAGACUAGUGUGGACAGUAGUGAAAGUUGGGGAGGAGGGAGAGGAGUCCCGGAACUAGGUCAGGAGAUGGAGAGUCUCCUGUGAGGAACUAGAAAGAGCCCAGUGUUGCUCCGGUACUAAAAGAGUAUGGGAGGGACUAAGGGGAGAGGGAAGGAGAGUGAGGGGGAAGUUCUUAGGGUGACCAACCUUGUAGGUGGCUGCCCAGGUGGAAUAUCAAGCCCUGAGGUGGUUUAGAUGCUUAGGAACUGGUGGCAGUGGCAUUCCAAAUAAUUGAGGGCAAGUCUCAGCGUGGAAAGACAAGCAGGGUCCUGAGGUCCUCUCCUUGGGUGCCACUUGAGGACAUCAUUGAUCUUAGGACUUCAGAGGCAGGGCAUUUAAAGCAGUGAGGCCUACCAGGAACCACCCAGAGUAGAUGAGUUCCAAACAAAGCUGCCUUCUUUCCUUAGAACAAGUCUCGCUGCAUUCUUCCCUUUGAGCCCAGAUUUCUCUGCUUUCCUUUGGGCCGGAAUUCUUUCUGCCUUCUGGUACUAAGUAUAUCUGAAUGAGAACUUUUUGCUGUCCCUGCUAGAGGUGGUGGCUGCCCUUUCUCUCUGGACCUCAUCCUUCCUCUCUGAAUGUCCUUUAGCUGUAUCAAAAGCAAUUCUUCCUGCAAGUUCUGGCUGCAGAGACUGCUUUCUGCCCCUGCUACAGUUGUGGGAGAGGGAAUACUGGUGCUGGCCCAAAGAACUGUAGCUCAGACGUGUUCCUCCCAAGACAUGAUGGUGUCCAUUGAAGGAUAUGCUGUAUAGUGUCACCUUGGGGAUGGAGAAAGUCAUUAUAGUGGAGUAGAAUAGCCCUGUGUGGUGAAGAAGACAAUGGAAUGGUCCUUCUAGAGUUUCUAGUUUUUAGAUUGUAUUCAGGAUCUGAGGAACUGUGUUUUCAUAUGCUUGGAAAUUCAGACUUUCCUCAGACUAUUUUUCCCCUGGAUAUCUCAGGGGCUUUCCAGGCUGAACAAUAGGGAAUGGGUCAGGAAGGGGUGAAUUAGAAGAGUAUCCAAUACCAAGUAUAAAAUAUAUAAGAGAGAGAGAGAGAGAGAGAGAGAAACAACCUGUGCUGGAGGAGAGAACUACCAUAUUUUUUUUUUCUUAUAGGCCAUUUACCCCUAGUCUAUUCCAUUGAUCCACUCUUCUAUCCAGUAUCAUAUUUUAAUGAUUACUGCUUUAUUGUACAGUUUAAGAUCUGGUACUGCUAGGCCACCAUUGUUCACUUUUUUUUUCAUUAAUUUCUUUGAUAUUCUUGAUCUUUUGUUUUUCCAGGUGAACUUUGUUAUAAUUUUUUCUAAUUCUAUAAAAACAUUUUUGGGGUAGUUUGAUAGGUACAGCACUGAAUAAGUAAAUUAAUUUAGGUAAGAUUGUUAUUUUUAUUAUAUUAAUUUGCCCUACCCAUUUUUCUUUCUUUUAGAUUUUGUAGUGUCAACUGACCAAUUAAUAAAUUAUUUAAAAUGAAAAAAUUGUGCCUCUUGAGAAUUCCAA